AUGGCGGCAGAAGAUUCCAGUCCAGGAUCGCCUCACUCUCUCAAACACAAGCUCAGAUCCUCCCUUUGUUUAUCAUGUUGCUUCCCUCAAAUCCUCCACCACCACCGCGUGCAGCCAAGGAUUGUUCGGAGUGCCUCGCUUCACAGCAAGUCCCGCUCCAACGAUUUCCCGCAAAUCAAGGAAAAGUGCUGCAACUUCAUCGCACGCAUCGGCCGCCACCAUCACCAUCAUCGCCGCCACUCCGCCGAUUUCCACUACGACGCUUUCAGUUACGCCUUGAAUUUCGAGGAUGAAGCAAGCGAUGACAGGUCCGUCGAUGAUCUCAGGAGUUUCUCAGCGAGGCUACCGCAGUCUCCGCCUCCGAAAGAAUCUCCGGUCCCGGCCAAGACCGCAUCCGCAACCGUGGAAAUCGCCGCUCUUAGUUGA
Arachis ipaensis is the source of this 426-nucleotide messenger RNA. Lineage: Eukaryota; Viridiplantae; Streptophyta; Magnoliopsida; Fabales; Fabaceae. The record is from RefSeq and is a predicted model, not a curated record.